Messenger RNA from Pyrus x bretschneideri (Chinese white pear), 1224 nucleotides. RefSeq lists its product as uncharacterized. NCBI's taxonomy places the organism in Eukaryota, Viridiplantae, Streptophyta, Magnoliopsida, Rosales, Rosaceae. The transcript has 3 exons. Bases 53 to 544 code for a protein of 163 amino acids. The record is from RefSeq and is a predicted model, not a curated record.
ACAAACUCUUCUUGUUUUUUUUUUUUUUUCAUACAGUUUGGCUGCGACAAGGAUGAAAUCUUCAGAUGAAGAAGAAGAGCACGACUCACACCGGCAAGCCCUAAAGAGGAAAUCUGCAGAAGAAGAAGAAGAGAACGACUCAUACCAACACGUAGUUUUGAAGGGUGAGAGAGUUCUCAAACAUUGUGCGGAGAAACAGGAAUACACUAUUAUAUCCAGUCCCAUCUCUUUUUGGUCUUUAAUUUUUCUAUACAGCUUGACCAUGGCAAGGAGGAUGAACAAUGAUGUAGAUAACUACAACAGAGCUCUAAAGAAGAAAAGGAUGACAAACAAGGAUGAUGAACAAGAAAAACACUCAUACUUGGACCAAAAAGUCGUCCUGAGUGUUGACAUCUACCAUGCCAAAGGUCUCGAUGGCCCUAAUUAUAGUACGAUAUGUUGUACUAAUAGGGUCUAUCAACUUGUCUUACGGGUGGAACCUGGCAAAGAGUACGAGUCGAAGUUUGUCUACAGUUGCCAAACCCUAAACGGAAUCUACAAGUGAAUUUCCAACUCAGCACCAAUCUUUUGGAAUGGGGAUCUCUACACGUGAAGAUCCUGAAGAAAGACGAGUCUGAGCUAGGAACCUCCAAUGGGAUAUCCAGUGUGAGCAGGACUAGAAUCCUGUUACCGAAGAUGAACCAGAAAAAAAAAAAAAAAGAAAAAAAAAAAGGGAAGUUUGGACUGGUAAAGAGCGAAGGACACUGAAGGCUGAAGGACACCCUUUUUUUUUUUUUUUUUUUUGUCAAUGAAACUUGGUCAAUAUAUAAGCUUAGAUGAGUAACCUAAUUAGUUAGAUAGUUCCUCAUUAAAUCUGAUGAGGGUGACUUACUUAUCUAGAUGUACUCAUACAAUUUAUUUUAUCCUAAUUGCAAUUUUGGACUUCUUGAUACAAAAAAAAAAAAAAAAAAAAAGAGCUUUAAUGAAAAUGGCUUCUCAAAACUUUUAAUUAACCAAAACAAUCUACAAACUUUAAUAAAAAUGAUUCAAAUUUUAAUGAAAAUGACAAAAGUUUUACAUAAUAAUAAUAAAGAAAAAAACAGCCAACACAUUCUGACACGCAGAACCACGCGUCACAUCACACACAUUCACAUUCUCUUCCACACUCAACCGUUCAAUCUCUUUCUCUCUCUCCCUUUUUCACAUAUUCCUAUCAAUUUUUCUCUCUCAUUUCACCUCACCCAU